AUGCUGAAUUGUGGUGGCUUCGUCGGAGCAUUCCUCCUCUGCUGUGCCUGCGCGCUGCUGAUCGUCGCCUCUAUCUCUUCCCCUGUCUACCGGCAAAUCUCCUUCUUGGACGUCUACAUAUCCGGACAACACCUCACCUUCGGAGUCUUCGGCUACUGCGUGGAUAGCGGCUGCUCCGCUCGUCAAAUAGGGUACGAGCUACCAGCGAUUGCGUCCUACCUUGGCAUCUCGGCAUCGUCGAAUAGUACCGUCAGUACCGUUCUGAACUUGACGAAAGCUCUCGUCCUGCAUCCUGUAGCAGCUGGACUUGCCUUCCUCGCUUUCAUAGUCGCCCUCUUGUCGGACCACCUCGGCUACCUCCUGUCCUCCUUCAUCGCCUUGCUCGCUUUCGUCGCCUCGGCCGUAGCCCUCGGCUUUGACUUUGCCCUCUUCACCGUCGCCAAGAAUGAGCUGUACAAGAAUAGUUCCAGUCUAGGAGGAGACGUGUCGGCCAGCUAUGGCACGGCGAUCUGGCUCACUCUGGCGGCGACGGUGUUGUUGUUCUUGUCAACUUUCGCAGUGUGUUUCGGCUGUUGUGCUCAUAGGCGGAGUAGUAGAUACUAG
Molecule: messenger RNA, 603 nt
Organism: Dioszegia hungarica
Lineage: Eukaryota; Fungi; Basidiomycota; Tremellomycetes; Tremellales; Bulleribasidiaceae
Product: actin cortical patch SUR7/pH-response regulator pali
Exons: 3
Coding region: 1-603 (200 amino acids)
Cellular component (GO): cell division site; growing cell tip; plasma membrane
Source: RefSeq, a predicted model, not a curated record